UGGCAUGCACUGGCAUCUUCCAACUCUGCCGCAUUGCAAACCAUGAGUGGUCGAAAGGGAAGGCCGCCAAAGAGGCAGGUGUGGCUGCUCCUUGAAGAGUGAAGUGUAAAUGAAAGAGAUGCGCAGGUCAACAUGUACUCUCAGGGGUUCGACCUUUUUGGUUCUGGCUGUUCUCAGAGCGCAUGCGUAGAGCGUAGUGGACAGUGGAGCGACUUAUUCUGCGAGGAGGUAUUUAUCGCGUCACCAGCCGCCGCACCGCCGCGCCGCCCACUUGCCGCCUUAAUUUGUGCCUCCUCCCGCCCCUGCAGCGCCCUCAGCAGUGUCACCAUGGCGGCUGUGUACCGGACGGUCAUCAGGAGGCUGGACAGAAUGGUCCCGGCCAAGUUCCAGCCGUUUUGGAACCACCCGGCUGGUCCUAAGACAGUAUUCUUCUGGGCACCGUCUUUUAAGUGGAGCUUAGUGAUUGCUGGCCUUGGUGAUGCAGCUCGGCCUGCAGAAAAGUUGUCUGCUUCCCAGUCCGGUGCCCUGGCUGCCACCGGCACUGUCUGGUCAAGGUACUCCCUGGUGAUCGUCCCAAAAAACUGGUAUCUGUUCAGUGUCAAUGUGUUUGUGGCCGGCACUGGCAUCUUCCAGCUAUGCCGCAUUGCCCACUACGAGUGGUCAAAGGCGAAGGCCCUCAAAGAAUCAUAAAGAACAGGAGUGGCUGCUUAUUGAAGGCUCAGCACAGUGUGGUUGAGGGAAAUGUCAUGAGGAGAGAAGGCAAUAGUUUGUUGUUAAUUAGAAGUGCUCAAACUUGUCAUCAUUGAGAAUAGAGGUGUACAUUAUAAGAUAGUUGUACAUUUAAAACUGAUUUGAAUAUAUAUUUUAAUAAAGUCUUGCAAAAAAAAAUGUCUACUUUUGUUGCCACUUUUCAUUUCAGGUCAGCAGAUCAGAUCAGGUUCAGCAUCUUUGGUUCUGACUGUUCUCAGAGGGACCAUUAAGAAACAUGAUUCCCGCUGCUACCGGGUUAAUUCAAUACUUCUAUUAAUGCCCUUCAAAUAUCUGAUGAACUACAGCAACCCAACCCAAUCAUCCUGGAACACUUACCUGUGGCCAAGUUAGUCAGCAAACUGCUGGUGCUGCAAAAACACAGCAUCUAACCUGAUCGCAACAAACGAAGACAAAGUUAAUGGAAUUUACAAUUAUGUUCAUCCUUAGCUUAUAGAUUAUACCAAAAAUAAUUUGUGUUCUUUCUUGAGAUUUCAAUGGCACUCAAGCCAUUUUCAUUCAGAUGUGCUGCAAAGAAAGAAAAAUAAUGUUAGAAGAAAAACUUACUUUAUUUUUUUAUAUAAAUGUUAUUUAUGAGAUUUAUUAAUUUGGAGGUAGGUUCUGUACAAAUUACCUAAGUGCUUUCCUACCCUCACUGACCUACCCCUAUAAAAGAAAUAGUAAUUCCCAUAACCCUACAGUCCCUUUCCUGGUGCCUUCAUGGUGUAGUGGUUAGCACACCAAGUCACAAACCCAUGGGCCAGGGUUCAAAUCCCAGUUUGAGCAGUCUGCACACAGCCUACCCAGUGGUUCCUCCCCCUUUCAGGCUGGUCAAUGGAGGUAAAAUGUGGCAACCCAGAUAUUGUAUUUGCCCUGUGUCCUGGGCUACAACCUGCCACAGGCUCAAGGGCCAAUGUAACAGAUGAACACAGAGGCCAUGCGCACCUUAGCAUGUUCCCUCAACUUUACAGUCCCUUUUGGUAUUAUUCUACUAUCUUUUGCAGCCUAGGAAAAUCAAAUAAAUGUUUCUCAAGUG
Messenger RNA from Eriocheir sinensis (Chinese mitten crab), 1783 nucleotides. Its product is annotated as mitochondrial pyruvate carrier 2-like. Gene Ontology annotation, biological process: pyruvate import into mitochondria. Gene Ontology annotation, cellular component: mitochondrial inner membrane. NCBI's taxonomy places the organism in Eukaryota, Metazoa, Arthropoda, Malacostraca, Decapoda, Varunidae. Gene Ontology annotation, molecular function: pyruvate transmembrane transporter activity. Bases 133 to 690 code for a protein of 185 amino acids. The transcript is spliced from 9 exons. The record is from RefSeq and is a predicted model, not a curated record.